Messenger RNA from Caenorhabditis sp. 36 PRJEB53466, 1778 nucleotides. NCBI's taxonomy places the organism in Eukaryota, Metazoa, Nematoda, Chromadorea, Rhabditida, Rhabditidae. The record is from the annotation of a GenBank genome assembly.
AUGCGACUCCUCGCACAUUAUUUGAAAACAGUCGUAAGUGGCAAGUGAGUCAGUUCCUCGGUCAAUCCGGUUCUAUUAUUGUUUUCUUUUCAGUGGGAACGUCUUCGAAGGAAUCCCUACUACGCCGGAGCAAGUCAAUUCGAGGCUAAACACGUCUACAUCACUAUUGAAGACGAGAAAUUGGCGUGCACGUUUGAAUGUGUCAAUUUCCGUCACAAACAAUCCAAACUUCAUAAAUCCCGGAAAACCAUCCAAAAGUCGCGGGAAAUGGCUGUUUUCAACGGACACACAAGUGUGCGACCACAUUCGAGGAUCUAGCUUCUAAUUGGAAGGUAUUGCGAAAUAAUUAUCUUUAUUUAUCGGACGUCGAACUCUUAUUCUGACUCGGAAAGGCCCUAAAUGAUUUUUUGCUAAAAUCUGAUCUUAGACAUCCCACACCAUGCUUUGUUUUUUCAGCAACCGGCAAUGGAAUCGCGAUCAAGAAUCACAUAUCCCUUUGCCGGAUCCGUCUGAUUUAUCUGCUGCCAAUGACAAACAACAGUUUGAAUGCUUGAGCCAAAAUCACAUUUUGCUGCUGUACAACUGGAAGAGCAGAGUGAACUGAAUGAAAACUCGUCUUCUGAGGUUCUGUUCGGGCUGUCUCUCGGCACACGUCACCAAUCACACGGAGACUCGGCAAGCCUGCUAUUGGAUGGUUUCGCACAUUUUUGGAGACCAGACACAAGUCGAAAGUAAGUCAGUUCUCCUGUCAAUCCGGUUCUAUUAUUAUUGUCGUUUUUUUCAGUGAAAACAUCUUCAGAGAUAUUCUGCGGAGAGGCGGAACAGUUUCUUCGCUCACCGCUACAAGAUUGUUCCGCUACCCGUCAAAUAAAGACGAUCAAACAAAUGGACAGAAGCGGAAUCCAGGCAUCCGCGAGUUUGCGGAUGCCACAAAAAGGAUCUACCAGAUAGAAGAGGACCAUUUUUGCACAGGCAUCGGGAGUGUGACUAUCGUCACGGAGAAUUCGGCGAAUUCGUCGAACACGUGCGGAACAACAUCCGAAGCCGGUGCACGUCGAUGCCUUCUGUCCUCGCAACAAAUUUGCUAAAAUUUCAGUCAUUUUUCGAUAAAUGUCGCUGUUCAAACGCUCAAAAUGCUUGUAUUACACUGAUUUUAUCUGAAAACUGUUCGGAUCUGCCGAUAUGAUCACAACCGAUCCUUGCAAAGAGAAAAUGGGUUAUUUGGCGCGGAAAUUCAAUUGGGACAACCCGAAAACGAACGGAAUCGCCGGAUUCCAGGGUGAAAUCACUAUUUUCAGCAUUUCCAGUAGAACUUUCCGUCCGAACAAAUUCGACGUGCAACUGGAACAGUCCGACAAACGGAUCUCACACGGCCCGUGAAAAUUGGAUCAGAAUGACAAAUGUUGGAGUUACAAGUUCGACUUUGAACUGAAACCGACUCGUAAGAAGGAUGAUUUAAGUAUUCUGGAGAUGAACUUCAAGCACACCAAACUAACCGACGUGAUUCUUUUCGUCGACGGAAAACAGAUGCACGUCAACAGAAAUGUAAAUGAUCAGAUGGAAAAUGGUCGAAACUUUUUAAUUUUCAGUUCCUCUCCGUCCAUUCCGAUUAUUUCCGCGCCUGCUUCUCGUCCGAAUUCAAGGAAACGUCAAUGAAUGAGAUUCCGAUCGAAGACGUCGAUUAUGAAAAUUUCGCACGACUCUUGAGCACAGUUUACCCGUACUGUUCUCAGCCAACACUGCGCCAAAGCUACUGGAACUCGCCGAUCGAUUCAUGA